UGUAUCCGCAUCCGAGCCGCAAAAAUGGCCUGUGGAUUUGCAGGGCUCUGCUUACCUUGGCCGGGCUGCGGCUCCGAAACACACCCCUGGGUCCCUCCACCUGCCCUGGGCUGGGGGUCGGGGGCUGCUCGGGCCCUCCCGCCUAGGACAGGUGGAGGGUCUGCACACGAUUAUCCUCAACCUGCCCGCCUGGCUCUUACCGUCAGAGCCCUGCGCGGAUAUAAAGCGGAUGCCCCCGGGGAUUUGCAGGGCUCUACAGCUGGGAAAACUUCAAGAUCUCGCCUGGUAUCUGUGCGUGGGCUGGGACGGAGCCGUGAGAUGCUGGAACCACUGAAGCAUGAGCCUGGCAUUGCUCACUUGCUUUCCCCGCAGGAUGAGGAGCUGGUGCCCCUGUCCUGGAGAUUGCCUGCUUUCACCCGCGGCGGAGUCCGGCAGGCGAGUGCGAGAUGUUGCUCUACUCAGCCCAUAAGCAGGAGUGACCGUCUGUUGCAGAGCAGGCAGGGAUCUCCCUCUAAAUGGAAGAGGCUGAUGCUGCCAAGGGGAACUAAUGGACUGGCCAGACAGUCUUACCACCUAGCGGAACAUGAUUGUCUCUCCCAAGGGGCUGGAACUCCGGAAAGACCCAUGGAUGGGCAAAAUCAAAGUGGAACAUAGAGCCAAGAAACUUCAGCUGGGACUGGACUGUUCCCUCCAACUUUCAGUCCCUCUUAAAAGCGACGUUUCUGCUUACCAAAGAGAACGCUGUCCUGCAUAGAAAAUCUCUGUUCCUCUUCCCUUCUCUCUGUCUGCAAGCUCCACGGGGCAGGGGCCUAUACCUUCUCUUGCAUAUGAAAAUCACCUAGUACUACUCUCCCAUCAUGGGAAAUUGUUUACAGGUUCAACUGCAUCUGUAGAAAUACACAACACAAGGACUGUCCUUUCCAGAGUUUGCGUUCUUAGUAAAAACUCCCCUGUAUAGGGAAUCUGGAAAUAAAACAUCAGGAAAUAAUAAAUGCAGCAGUCAAAGCAA
This is a messenger RNA of Chrysemys picta bellii (western painted turtle), 1009 nucleotides long. NCBI's taxonomy places the organism in Eukaryota, Metazoa, Chordata, Testudines, Emydidae. The record is from RefSeq and is a predicted model, not a curated record.